CAGACAGCCGCCGUGGAAAACCGAAGCGGAUCCACGUGACCCGCCUGUCGGGAUCAUCAGCAGCGCUACACGCCCGUGAGCGCAGACCGCUGCCGCACCAGAGAUCACGGCGACCGGCUUCACUCGCGGAAACGGAGCACACAGCGCGCGAUCAGUCCGGACCUGAUGACGGUGCUCGGGAUGUGGAGGCUGCAGUGACGGGAGAGACUCCUUCCCAGGAGUCCUUGUGUCUGGAUUACCUUCAGCUGAGCGAGCAGACACAAAGGUGGACGCGGGCGGUACAUGAUCUUCUCCGGAACGAAGUCCCACCCUGACCCCUGACCCCAGUGACCUUCAGCAUCUUCACAGCCUCCUUGACCCGGCUCCUCUCAGUCCUGCCCCUCAGCAUCCGUUGCCAUGGCAACAGCCAAGCCCAAAGGGCAGAACUCGCUGGCCCUGCACAAGGUGAUCAUGGUUGGGAGCGGCGGAGUGGGAAAGUCCGCUUUAACUUUGCAGUUCAUGUACGAUGAGUUUGUGGAAGACUACGAGCCCACGAAAGCUGACAGCUACAGGAAGAAGGUGGUCCUGGACGGCGAGGAGGUGCAGAUAGAUAUCCUGGACACAGCCGGUCAGGAGGACUAUGCGGCCAUCCGGGAUAACUACUUCCGCAGCGGCGAGGGCUUCCUCUGCGUCUUCUCCAUCACCGAACUAGAGUCUUUUGCAGCGACGGCUUAUUUCAGAGAGCAGAUUCUGCGGGUGAAGGAAGACGAGAACGUCCCCUUCCUGCUGGUGGGGAACAAGUCUGAUCUGGACAGGAGACAGGUGAGCGCCGACGAGGCCAAAGCCAGAGCGGAUCAGUGGGGCGUGUGCUACGUGGAGACGUCUGCUAAAACACGCGCCAACGUAGACAAGGUUUUCUUUGACCUCAUGAGGGAAAUUCGUGCUAGGAAGAUGGAGGACAGCAAGGAAAAGAACGGAAAGAAGAAGAGUAAAAGUCUGGCCAAACGAAUCCGCGAAAGAUGCUGCAUUUUAUAGUGUCUGCGAUCAUUUACUCUCCUCCUUCUGCAUAUGUACCUGUACGUUCUAUAGUUUUGCCAACUAAUCCUCACCUGCGAUGUUUCCUGCUGUUUGUGUGUCAGAUUAGAGGAAGCACGGUCUGAUGCAGUUGAUUUCAUAGAUCCAUGCAGCAGAGUCCAAGCC
Cyprinus carpio (common carp) is the source of this 1179-nucleotide messenger RNA. Its product is annotated as ras-related protein Ral-A. Gene Ontology annotation, molecular function: GDP binding; GTPase activity; GTP binding. The record is from RefSeq and is a predicted model, not a curated record. Gene Ontology annotation, biological process: regulation of exocytosis; Ras protein signal transduction. Gene Ontology annotation, cellular component: plasma membrane. NCBI's taxonomy places the organism in Eukaryota, Metazoa, Chordata, Actinopteri, Cypriniformes, Cyprinidae.